AUGGUGCCGAAAACCAGAAAGGAAUACAGUGAUGUCGACAGAAAAGCUGUUAAAAAGAACUUUCGUGCUAAAAAGAUCUUGGUGUGUGGUAUAGGACCUGAUGAAUACAAUAGAAUCUCAGCUUGUCAAACUGCCAAGGAGAUAUGGGAAGCAUUGCAAAUGGCACAUGAAGGAACUACUCAGGUUAAACAGUCCGAGAUCGACAUGCUCACCACUGCGUUUGAGCUUUUCAGGAUGAAGGAUGACGAAUCAAUGCACGACAUGCACACAAGAUUCACUUCUAUCAUAAAUGAGCUGCAUUCACUUGGAGAAAUUAUUCCUAGAAAUAAGCUUGUAAGGAAGGUUCUUAGUGUCUUACCCAGCUCAUGGGAGAGUAAGGUGAACGCUAUUACUAAAGCCAAAGACCUGCAAACUUUAACCAUGGAUGAGCUGGUUGGGAAUCUGAAGACAUACGAGAUGAAGAGAAAGAAAGAUACUGACAAUAUUAUAAAGCAAGCUCUUGCUGCAUGGGGAGACUCGUCCAGUGAAUCAGAAGAAGAAACUGAUGCAAGAGACAACUCCAUGAUGGCAGUGGAAAUUGGAGCAAAGAAAUAUGACUCACUGGAAGUUCAGAGGAAUCUAAAAUCCUAUUCUCCUAAGAAACUGAUGUCAUUAGCUAAUGUUCUCAUUGAUGCAUAUCAUAGUCUUGUUAAUGAUAAGGAUGCAUGGACCAUAAAGUUAGGAGAUGCUGAACAGACUAGGGAUGACUUGGUAGUCUGUGUGGUCGAUUUAAAGGAAACCAUAGAUAAUCUUGAAAAGGAAAAAGAAGCUCUAACUGGAAAGAUCAAUAGUAUAGAAAAUGAGAGAGAUAAUCUGAUGGUAGUGGUUGUUGACUUGAAAGAAACCAUAGAAAACCUUAGCAAAGAAAAGAAUACUCUCGCAGAAAAAGUUGCAGCUACUGAGCAAGAGAGGGAUGAUUUUUUGGUGGUAAUCGCAAACCUAGAGGAAACAAUUGAGGGAAUUAAAUCAGAACAUAUGCCUGUAAGCAUUGAGAAAGGGAAGGAAGUAGUUAGUGAGGCACACAUCAAACUUGAAAAAGAAUUAAAUGAAGUGAAAACUAGUCUAUGUGGUGAGCUUGAGAAAAAUAGGCAACUUCAAGCAGAAUUAGAGAAAGUAAAAACUGAUCUUGAGAAAUCUCUCAAGUGGACCUGGUCCUCAAAUGCUGUUACUGCCAUCAAGUACGUCACUAUACCUGAUAACUGGCUUUUUACCCACUGUGGGAACAACGGGCACUUCAAGGAAAAUUGCCAGGCUAGAGUUCAAUUUGUUCAGAAAAACAAAGUUUAUGCUGAAAAAGUGAUUACUAAGAAGGGACCAGGUGCCACGCGCAAAAAACGGAACAGUGAGAGGAAGCAGCCUACAGUGGAUCAUGGACAGUGGAUGCUCGAAGCACAUGAUUGGAAACACCAUAGAUUUUCUCUCACUGAAAGCCCUGUUGGAAAGUCUCUUUCACACUCAAUUGAGAACGUGUACUAUGUGGAUAGUUUGAAGUAUAGUCUCUUGAGUGUCUCUCAAAUAUGUGAUAAACGGAACAAAGUAGAGUUCUUGUCUAAGGUGUGCACAGUUACUAAUUUAGUAACUGGUGAAGUGAUUCUAAUAGCCAAAAGAUACAAAAAUAUCUAUGUUGCUGAUUUUGAGUCUCUACAAGCUGAUGAUAUGAGAUGCCUGAAGGUAGUUGAUGAUGAUGCAGAAUUGUGGCAUAGAAGAUUGGGACAUUCAAGCUUUUCCCUUUUGAAUAAGCUGAUACAGAAGAACCUGGUUCGUGGUCUGCCAAAUUCAAAGUUCAAGGAGCACAGAGUGUGUGAUGCAUGUCCUAGAGGAAAACAUGUGAAAUCAUCCUUUAAGCCAAAGAAGGAUGUCAGCACAUCAAAGCCACUCGAACUCCUUCAUAUGGAUCUUUGUAGUCCUAUGAGAGUACCAAGCAGGGGUGGAAAGAAAUAUAUCUUUGUGAUUGUAGAUGACUAUUCAAGGUUCACUUGGACACUGUUUCUUAGAACAAAAGAUGAGACAUUUAAAAUAUUUGUGGCCUUUGUUAAGAAAAUCCAAGUGAAGAUGGAACCGAAGGUAGCGUGCAUCAGAUCUGACCAUGGAAUAGAAUUCGACAAUGCCAAGUUUGAUGAGUUUUGUAGUGAAAAUGGGAUUACUCACAACUUCUCAACUCCAAGGACUUUAUAG
Nicotiana tabacum (common tobacco) is the source of this 2214-nucleotide messenger RNA. The record is from RefSeq and is a predicted model, not a curated record. NCBI's taxonomy places the organism in Eukaryota, Viridiplantae, Streptophyta, Magnoliopsida, Solanales, Solanaceae.